This is a messenger RNA of Arachis ipaensis, 2321 nucleotides long. RefSeq lists its product as uncharacterized. NCBI's taxonomy places the organism in Eukaryota, Viridiplantae, Streptophyta, Magnoliopsida, Fabales, Fabaceae. Gene Ontology annotation, molecular function: protein binding; ATP binding; protein kinase activity. The record is from RefSeq and is a predicted model, not a curated record. Gene Ontology annotation, biological process: protein phosphorylation.
AAGUGGUACACACAAGGAAGACCAAAACAUAAAGAUUAAAUUCUUAUAAAUUCUUAUACAACACAAUUCAGUGAAAUUAAGAUACACACAUGGCAAACUCAGGUUGCAGUUCAUUAGCAUUAUUGAGGCUUAUGUUUGUUGAAACUUUGUUUCCAUUAGUCCUCCUAACUGUUAUGAGUGCCAACAUAAUGGUGGCAGCAUCAAAUUCCUCGUCCUUGAACGAGGAACAAAAGGCCCUGCUUCAUAGCAGCUGGACGGAAGGUCGCAACAUCUCAAAACAUUGCGAUUGGACUGGGAUUGUGUGCAAUGAAGCUGGUAGUGUCACUGACAUUUCAACAAGGCGUUAUUUUUUUAUUCCUUCAUCUGAAUUGAGGAACUUCAAUUUUACUGCAUUCCCCAAUUUAAUUCGUCUCGAACUUAGUGGUUUGGGACUCAAGGGUAUCAUUCCAACUGAAAUAAGCUCUCUUACAAAGCUUAUGUAUCUUGAUCUCUCCUCUAACUAUCUUGAAGGUGAGUUGCCUGCUUCACUUUCAAGGCUCACUCAACUUAGGAUUUUUAAUGUUUCAAACAAUUUUCUUAGUGGUAUGAUCCCUUCCUCUUUUAAUCACUUUAAGUAUUUGUUUCAUCUCUCCCUUGACUCGAACAACUUUAAAGGCCCCAUUCCUGUAGAAUUGAAGAAUUUAAAAGGUUUGAAGCAGUUAACUCUUUCAAAUAAUUCAUUCAAUGGUUCAAUACCACCCACUCUGGGACAACUGGAGAACUUGAAAUGUCUCUCCUUUGGUUCAAACCAUAUAGAAGGUCCCAUCCCUAUUGAACUAGGGCACUUGAUCCAUCUGGAAGUUUUAGACCUCUCUGACAACAAGAUUUCUGGUGUCAUACCAUAUGAGAUUGGACAACUCUCUAGGCUUUCAACUUUAGAUAUUUCCAACAAUAACCUUGAGGGACCAAUUCCAUUUGAUAUUCUAAACCAUUGCAGAGUUGUGCAACUAAGUAACAACUCUUUAUGUGGUGGCAUUCCUUCUCAAAUUGGCAAUCUUUUUUCUCUAGACCUCAGUUAUAAUAACCUCUCUGGAAAGAUACCCAAGGGACUCCAUUCUGUACCUUACCUCAAUAUGUCUUACAAUUCCUUUGUUGUGGAUCACAACUAUUGUGGCUUUCCAAAAGACUCAUUGAUCGGUAAUAAGAUACCAGGUCCCCCUUGCCCUUCUACUCAUGAUUAUAAUUAUCUUCCUUUACCUGUACUAAUCUUAGGGUCAAUCAUUAAUGGCACAUGGAUUUCACUCGUUUUUGUAUGUUGGGGAAUUCAUGUUUUUUGUCCAUACGAGGUCAAAUACGAGGAAAGAAGAAGGAAUGGAGAUAUCUUCUCAAUUUGGAACUAUGAUGGUAAAAUUGCAUUUGAAGACAUAAUCAAAGCAACAGAAGACUUUGGUAUGAGGUAUUGCAUUGGAACAGGUGCUUAUGGAAGUGUCUACAAAGCAAAACUUCCUAGUGGCAAAAGUGUGGCACUAAAGAAACUUCACAGAACAGAAUCUGAAAACCCAUUAUUUUACGAGUGUUUCAAAAACGAGGUCAAGAUCUUAAGUGAAAUACGCCACCGGAACAUCAUUAGGCUUUACGGUUAUUGUUUGCACAAUAAGUGCAUGUUUUUGAUAUAUGAGUAUAUGGAAAAAGGAAGCCUGUUCUAUAACCUAGCCAUUGAUGAAGAAGCUCAAGAGUUGAAUUGGAACAAAAGAGUAAACAUCAUCAAAGGGACUGCAUUUGCUCUCACUCAUAUGCACCAUCACUGUUCCCCAGCCAUUGUCCAUCGAGAUGUAACUAGUUCCAAUGUUUUGUUGAGUUCAAAUUUAGAGGCUUGUCUAUCAGAUUUUGGUACAGCUAAACUCCUUAAUCCUGAUUCAUCUAAUCAAACUCUACUAGUUGGCACUUGUGGAUAUGUUGCACCAGAGUUGGCUUAUAGCAUCAAUGUGACAACAAAAUGUGAUGUUUAUAGCUUCGGAGUAGUGACGUUGGAAACAAUAAUGGGGGAACAUCCUAAGGAACUGCUUUCCAAUAUGUCAAAACCAUCUGCUCCUAAGAUCAUGCUCAAAGAUAUAUUGGAUUCACGUAUCCCAUUGCCCUUUCUUCGAAAAGACAUGCGGGAUAUUGUACUUGUUGUAACAUUAGCACUAGCAUGCUUGCAUCCCAACCCAAAAUCAAGACCUUCAAUGCAGGACAUAGCUAAAGAGCUUUUGUUUUCAAAGUCGCCAUUGCUUUGGCAUUUUGAUGGUAUUUCAAUUCACCAACUUGUGAAUCAGGAAAUGUAUGCAAUAGGUAAAAAUUAG